UUUUCGGGAGCCAAACAGAGGCGCGGUAAAAUAUCAAUCUUGUUCAGGAAAGGAAAAGUGGGAAAUCCAUAUUCGUAGGCUCAGUUGUCAACGACCCGAAAGUUCUCUCUCCGGCUUCUGCGACCUCCGACCCCGUCUUCGGACUUCGUCUCGCGUAUUUCGUCUCGGGCGUUUUCGGCGUGUUCUCUGCUCUCGUUCAGUCCGUACAUACACGCAUGUUCGGAUAUUGUUGUUCUUGACAUAGAAUUCUAUGAGUCUUGUGACUGACUCUCCGGUACACUCAUCUAGUAGCAGCGGUGAUUUUGCAGCCUUUCUUGAUGCUACGCUGGAUUCUAAAUCUUCAGAUUCAUCACCAGAUGAAGAAGCAAUUUCUGAUGUGCAUUCUGAUUCUUCUGACAAAGAAGCUAAAGAUGACUGCAAUCUCAUAAGAAAGAGGCCCAGGGUGGAGAAUUUGGAGAGCAUAGAAGAAACCCAGGGGUCAACUUCUAAUGGGUUUGUGGAACAGCAGUUAGGAGAAACCCAGUGGUCAACUUCUCAUGGGUUCGUGGAACAGCACUUAGAAGCAUCCUGGAAGAAGGAUAUAUGUAAACAUCCGGGAUCAUUUGGUGAAAUGUGCAUAGUUUGUGGCCAAAGGUUGGACUCGGAAUCUGGCGUGACUUUACGGUAUAUCCAUAAGGAAUUAAGACUUGGUAAUGAUGAGAUUGUUCGGCUACGCACUACAGACAUGAAGAAUUUGCUGCGUCAUAAGAAGCUCUAUUUAGUUCUUGAUCUUGAUCACACUCUGCUUAAUUCCACUCUACUUUUGCACUUGACGGCAGAGGAGGAAUACCUGAAAGAACAAACAGAUUCCUUGCAAGAAGGCAGCCUUUUCAAGUUGAACUCUAUGCAUAUGAUGACCAAAUUAAGGCCCUUUGUUCAUACCUUUCUAAAAGAAGCAAGUGCAAUGUUCGAGAUGUACAUAUACACGAUGGGUGAUAGAUCUUAUGCAUUGGAAAUGGCUAAGCUGCUUGAUCCCAGAAGAGAGUACUUUGAUUCUAGAGUUAUUUCUCGAGAUGAUGGUACUGAGAAACAUCAGAAGGGUCUUGAUGUGGUUCUAGGACAAGAUAGCACUGUUUUGAUCCUUGAUGAUACGGAAAAUGCAUGGACAAAGCACAAAGACAAUCUGAUACUAAUGGAGAGAUAUCAUUUCUUUGCUUCAAGUUGCCACCAAUUUGGCUUCAAUUGUAAAUCUCUUUCUGAGCUGAAGAGUGAUGAAAAUGAGUCUGAUGGAGCACUCUCAUCUGUUCUCAAAGUUCUCAGGCAAAUUCACAAUUUGUUUUUUGAUGAGCUGGGUGAUACUGUUGAUGACAGAGAUGUGAGACAGGUGCUAAAAACAGUACGAAAGGAAGUUCUCAAGAAUUGUAAACUUGUCUUCAGCCGUGUUUUCCCUACUACCAUGUUCCAGGCUGAAAAGCACCAGCUAUGGAAGAUGGCUGAGCAAUUGGGAGCUUCUUGCUCAACAGAACUUGAUCAAACAGUCACUCAUGUGGUCUCGACAGACGCUGGAACUGAGAAGUCCCGUUGGGCAGUGAAAGAGAAGAAGUUUUUGGUCCAUCCAAGGUGGAUAGAGGCAGCCAACUAUUUGUGGCAAAGGCAACCUGAGGAGAACUUUGCCGUCAACCAACAAAAGAACCAGUAGAGAAAUCUUUGCAUAGAUGCACGCCCUCCUAGUUGUGAAUAGUAGGAGUUACUUCAUUUUCAUUAUAAUAGAUCAAGCCACUCAAAAUCACAUGGGACCAUUAUUUACUGUAAACUAUGGGUAAAAUGAUGUCCCUGGAUAUCAGUUGAAUCUGUUUGCUACUGGCAUUUCCAGUUCCUGGAUGAUGCAGAGGCAUUCUCGUUUUCAUGAGUUCAGGACAAAUCGUAAGAUGACAUGCCUAGUUCUGCUGCAGAGCGCACAAUUCGUAGCCUAGGACUGGAUGCUAUUGUCGUCAUCAGUUUACCUAUUGCAGUGAUUUCUCAUUUUUGUUUUGCGGGGAGGCCUGUGGAAUUUCUUGUUGUUUAUAGCUAUCUGUCAUAUCUGGAGCUUUUAUUGUGUGCGCACUAAAGUUUCUUGAGAUGUAAAUAUGGUUUCCCAUA
Messenger RNA from Tripterygium wilfordii, 2118 nucleotides. RefSeq names its product RNA polymerase II C-terminal domain phosphatase-like 4. Gene Ontology annotation, molecular function: RNA polymerase II CTD heptapeptide repeat phosphatase activity. Gene Ontology annotation, cellular component: nucleus. NCBI's taxonomy places the organism in Eukaryota, Viridiplantae, Streptophyta, Magnoliopsida, Celastrales, Celastraceae. The record is from RefSeq and is a predicted model, not a curated record. The transcript is spliced from 10 exons. Bases 251 to 1678 code for a protein of 475 amino acids.